GUUUGGACUGUUUACAUUCCUUAGGUCACAUCGCGCCUCAUUUCAUCCCACAUCUCGUACACAUGUAAUCAUGGCCACACCUGGACGGGAAAAUGGAACGCCGCUUUUCGACAGGGAUUCCAUUAUGAGAGACCUUGAAGAGAAAGGCUACGCGGUUGUGCCCGGUGUUAUUUCCUCCGACGAAUGUGACGAUCUGGUCGGCCAGAUACGACAAUGGUUGGACAAGUUUGUUGAUGAUUCGCCGAUAGACAGACACAUAUCCCUCCUACAACAAUACAGAGUAUCGGCCUCGCCUGUGGCAUGGGAAGUUCGCCUCAAGGCCAAACCUGUAUUCGCCAAAAUCUGGGGAACAGAGAAACUGUUAUCGAGCAUGGACGGAAUGGCCAUUGGGGAACCCCCGGAACUUGGAGAUACUGCAUUCAACAAAAAAGGUGAAAAUUGGUUUCAUUUUGACCAGGGGAGCUGGCGACUAGGAUUGCAUGCAUUCCAAGGGGCAGUGUAUUUGGAGGAAACUACAGAAGAAGAUUACUGCUUUCGUGUCAUCGAGGGGUCGUGCAAAGUUCAUAGAGAAUUCCUGAACACAUUCAAAGAGGCAGAAGAAACAUCCGCUGGUGAAGACUUUUAUGAUCUUAAACCGGAGUAUGUCGAAUGGUACAAAAAUAAAGGACUGAAAGAGAAAAAGGUCCCAGUUCCUAAAGGAGGCAUGGUUAUUUGGGAUUCCAGAACAGUCCAUGAUAACGUCAAACCGGAAAAAGGUCGUAAACAUUCCGACAGAUGGCGCUUCGUCACCUUUGUCUGUAUGACUCCAGCAAAUUGGGCUGGAAAGAAAGAUUUAGAAUUAAAGAAAGAGGCAUUCGAGAAGAUGGUGGCUACUGCUCACUGGCCAUCACAAGGAGUAUGGCUAUUCGCGAGUACUUCCGAAUGCAGUAAGACCAAACAUAGAAGUCAGAUAGAAAUGAUUAAUGAAAUACCGGAAAUUGCUAAAACGAAGGAAGUCCGGCUCCUUGCUGGUCUUGACGAAUAUGACUUCGAAGAUGGACAGCCCAGUGACCUAGGGUGGCAACCGGAGUGGUCAGAAAAUGCUAAUCAACAGGUCAGAAGUAGUGCGGCAUUUAGUUAGGACACUGCGAUAAGUUAACAAUCACAGAGGCCAGGCACGAUUUUAAACCAUAUACAAUGUAUGCACUUCCCAGAGCUAACAAAGAAUUUAUAUAAAGUGUGAAUAUGUAUGGCGAAGAUUUGUCGUUACGAUUAUAAGCAGUUUGGUAUUUGCUUUUCCCUUUAAUUCCCUCCUAAUGGGUUGACAUAAAAAUGUUAUAAUUUCA
Messenger RNA from Pecten maximus, 1325 nucleotides. RefSeq lists its product as uncharacterized. The transcript has 4 exons. Lineage: Eukaryota; Metazoa; Mollusca; Bivalvia; Pectinida; Pectinidae. The record is from RefSeq and is a predicted model, not a curated record. Bases 71 to 1120 code for a protein of 349 amino acids.